GUGGACAUUGUGGACUUUUCUAUUACAAUAACAUGUACAAUCAGAUACUUUUAACAGAUCCUUCCUAAAUUGAAUCGUCUGGUUUGUUCUAUUUUAUGUAAUAUGCCAAGAACUAUUGUUUAUUAAAAUUGCAACUAAAUUUUGUAAACGAUUUCCAGAUUGAAUUUUUAUGACACCUCACACAUUUGCGACCAAGUGAUUUAAAUUUAGAUCUUAAAUGUAUACAGACAACAAUUCUAUGGUAUUCUAAUCAAGACAAACAAUGACUAUAACUUUCAACUAUAGUAAUGGUGAAAUUGUGUCAUCGCCAACAGUCAUCGUCAGUGGUAAGACAUCCACAAAUGUGAAUGGUGGUAUCGUUUCGUUUACCAAUAAUGCUAACAAAGUGUUCCCUCCGCAACAUUUCGAAAUCAAUGCGCAAGGAAACUUCAAAGCAUUACUUCAUGUAUCACCUAACGAAGUCAAUAAUUUCAGUGUCGAGGUUGCAGAAAAUGGAAAAGUAUCACCAUUGGGGUAUGCUGAAUAUGAUGGAAGUGAACCUAAAAUCAUUGAUAAAGGGACUUUAUCAUUAACAUUCAAUCCUUUACCGCAAAAUAAACCAGUCCAUUUAUGUUUAAUUGUGGGUAAAGAUUCUCCAGGUACUUAUGAUAUGCCUAAAUAUAGACUUGAUAGAGGUGAAAGAAAUGAUUUGGAUUCUGCCAUUAAAAAGUUAAAAGUAGGUGGAAGAUUAAUGCAAGCAUUUACUCAAGAAGAAUUCAGAAACGUUGGUCUUAGUAAUAGAUCAUUCCAAUUUGUUGAAGAAACAGUUGAUUCUCAGAGAAUAUUCGGUUAUGAUGUUAUUUCUCCAACCGCUCAUCAAGAAGUCAAAGUCCAUGUUUUAAGAUCGCCUAAGACAGUAGUGGAAUUAAGAGACCCUAAUAUUGCUCAACAAAAUCCAAAUGCCAAAGAUAAUGGUGGAUUGUUUUCUCAUGCCUUAGAGCUUAUCAAAAACACCCCGGAAUUAUUUGAUAAAGUAAAUGGCCUAGGAACUAGUAUCCAAUGUGCUUGUAUUUAUUUGGAUUCUACUUGGGAUCGUGGAAAUAAGUUAAUCUUAACUCAUGCUGCCCUUGGUGGUGGUCAUCAAGAUAUCAAAUUGGCUAUUUUUGGAUCCCAUGGGUUACAUUCCUGGCCAGUAAACUUCCCUAGAGUUGCUCCAAGUUUCUUAGAUGUUACUAAAUUAUCAAUUAAUGAAGUAGCCAACGAUUGUAAUCAAUGUGGAACGAGUUGGGAAUGCUUAAAUAUUACAUUGGGUGCCUUUAUGCACGAAAUCGGACAUUUAUUCGGAAGUCCUCAUCAAGUUAACGGUGUUAUGCUUAGAGACUAUAUAUGGUUCAAUAGAAGUUUUAUGACUAGAGAGCUUCAAUGUUUAAGAACUGGUAGUGGAGGUGCUACUGUUGAUCUACAAGGUAAAUGGCCCACGGUCUGUCACUGGAACCUCCUAGAUUUGAUUAGAUAUUUAUAUCAUGAUUCAUUCAGUUUACCAAUUGAUAGCUUUGAUAAAUUAUUUGCUACAACUCAGUUACCAAAUUCAAGCUAUCCUUUGAAUAAUGUGCCAGUUCUGUAUAAUGUUCCUAACGGUGGUGCUGUUAUUAAAUCUGAUGCAGGGAUUUAUUUGGUUGAAUAUGUUACCAAAGACUUGGCAUACAAUCAUCAAGUAUGGUACCCACAAUCUUACGGUGGUGAUGGUCUUCAAAGAGAAAUCAAACUUGAUUUCCAAACGAGUUAUGAGUUCUUAAAACAAAAGAAAAGGGAUGCUGAAGCAAAUUUCUCGGUAAGAAUACUUUCAUUAGCUGGAGACUUGUAUAUUGACAAUUUCAAAGCUCAUUGUGACUCGCUGCAUAAGGACGAUUUGAUUGAAGGUGACUUUGGCUUAAAUAGAGGAACGAUAAGGGGUUACAAAACAUCCUUAUUAGGAAGAAAGAAUAACAACGGUCAGCAAGUGAUCGGAUUUGAUAUUAAAACUAUAUACAAAGUUCGAGUUUAUCAUGGAAAUGCUUUAGAUGGGGUGAAGUUCUUCUAUAAGAGUGAAAGCGGUGCAACUUCAAAUGCACCACCUGUGGUUCCUCCUAGAAACUAUUUGAGCAAAAUCUUGAAUAAAGCUACUUCAAAUGCUGAUGUACUGGGAGAAGAACGCUCCUCUUUACUUGGUAAAGAAAGACCUCAUUAUACUGAUUUCCUCUUACAACCAAAUGAACAAAUAACAAAAUUCAAUUUCAGGAACGGUGCUUGGGUAGAUGCAAUUCAAUUUGAGACUACUACCGGUAGAAAGUCUCCAAUGUACGGAAAGGCUGAUGGAGGACAUCUUUCUAGUUUAGAAGUACCAAGUAGUGAGUUCACUAUUGUAGGGAUGUAUGGUUUCGUAGGUGGUUGGUUAGAUGGUAUUGGAUUGAUUUAUAGUCAUGAUUUAUAGAAUAUAGAUUAGAUUCCUAUAAUGUAUUCACGCGUCAUCAAUUUGACGUUCUAAAAUCUUAUUUCUAGCUUGGUUAUAUUCGAUAGGAUAUUUCUUUAUGACUCCUUCUUCUGAUUCUCUUUUUGCUUUCAUAAAUGGGAAUAUGGCUCCUUUUUCGUUUCCGCUUUUCAAACUUGAAAUCCGUUUCUCUAUAUCAGUUAUAUCAUGUCUCAUUUGUUCAAUCUUACUUAUAUUAGAAUUAGCAUCGAUUAAGAAGUUCUCUUUAUAUAGGGAUUGUAGAUUCUUGAGCUUUAUAAUGACUUGAUUUCUUUUCUCUAUUAGUAUUUGAUUUUGAUUGUUCAAUUUUCCACUUACUUGUGCCUCUAAAGCAAGAGAUUUAUCUAAUUGAACAGAAUCCAAUGCAUGGGACAAAGAAUUC
Messenger RNA from Scheffersomyces coipomensis, 2867 nucleotides. RefSeq names its product putative metalloendopeptidase. The transcript has a single exon. The record is from RefSeq and is a predicted model, not a curated record. NCBI's taxonomy places the organism in Eukaryota, Fungi, Ascomycota, Pichiomycetes, Serinales, Debaryomycetaceae. The coding region runs from base 263 to 2449 and encodes 728 amino acids. Gene Ontology annotation, cellular component: cytoplasm.